AUGUCCCUGAAGCCUAAAUUAGAUGUUUAUCCCGUCGAAAAUUACAUUCAGUCCUCGACCAAUCCGGACAAAAGGGCCGGUGCUGUGGUGAACCCUAACCUCGGGGCCCGCGGCACGACAGGGCAAGGGAAUCGUCCGCCGCGGCGCAAGACACCCUUAGAAAAGCUAAUGAGCCUCAAGGCACGCUGCCAGGAAGAGCCCUGCGUGGCGUCGGUGGAGGGGGUCCUCCUCGCCCACCUCCAUCGCCACCCCCACAUCAUCCUUCUCAAGCAGACUAUCACGCGGAAUCGGGAUGCCGGGGGGGGGCGCGUCCUCAGCACGGCCACGGCCCCGCAGGGGGGGGGAAAGGCCGACGGGGGAGGGGGCGGCGGGACCGUGCACUUUCGCCUUCCCGGUGGGCGCUGCCGCCGCGGCGAGGGCGACGAGGCCUGUCUGCUGCGCAAACUCGGCCGUCUGCUGCUGAACGAGGCGAAGACUCUCUCCGGGGAAGUGGGGAUCGCCCCCCCGUCCGAAACCGUCGUUGAGGUCACCGGCUCCGCGCAGUCCUCGAAGGCAGCGGGCCUUUUUCGCAUCGGCGAGGUCCUCGCGAAGUGGUACCGGCCGCACUUUAGCCCACUCAUGUACCCCUACAUCCCCUCGCAUAUCGCCACCAGCGAUGUGAAGGAAGUGCGGACAAUUUUUUUAGUUCACCUGAAGUCAAUGAGCGAUUUUUACGUCGCGCCGGAUAUCGAGUUGGUUGCGGUGCCGCUCUUCGAUUUGUACGAAAAUACAGCAAAAUACGGCCCCGUUAUCGCGUCCUUACCCGCGAUACUUUCCAGGAUCUUGAUUAAUUACUGUAGCUCGGAGUUUUAA
Molecule: messenger RNA, 852 nt
Organism: Phytomonas sp. Hart1
Lineage: Eukaryota; Euglenozoa; Kinetoplastea; Trypanosomatida; Trypanosomatidae
Source: the annotation of a GenBank genome assembly